AAUAGUCGGACACAAAAUGAAGGUCAUCCAAAAUGGUUUGUUCUGGGUGUUGGACAAGUCAUAAAAGGCUUAGAUAUUGCUAUGAUGAAUAUGUGUCCUGGAGAAAAACGGAAAGUGAGAAUUCCUCCAUCAUUAGCAUAUGGACAGCAAGGAUACGCACAGGGCAAGAUUCCACCCAAUGCAACACUGAUCUUUGAGAUUGAACUUUAUGCAGUACGUAAGGGACCUCGUAGUGUUGAAGCAUUUAAUCAAAUAGACAGAGAUGGUGACAAGAAACUCUCUGAACUUGAGAUAAGCCAGUAUUUGAAAGAAGAAUUUGCAAGAGAUGGCAAAAAACGUCAUCCCUCUGCCCAUGAUGAAAUCUUAGCUGAUAUAUUUAAGAAGAAUGACCAUGAUGGAGAUGGCUUCAUAUCAGCAAAGGAGUACAAUGUCUACCAGCACGAUGAACUCUAACUACUUCAAAAAAAUCUUUGGCUGUUUUCUGGACACUGAAUUCUAAAUAACAAUACUUUGUCACAGAAUUUUUGUAUUUUUUUAUAGUGGAAUGUUUUUAUAUCUCUUAAGGUGACUGUAAAAAUCUUAUUUUUAACAUUCAGCUAAUAAAACGUGUCAGAUGUUUCAAA
This is a messenger RNA of Ficedula albicollis (Collared flycatcher), 623 nucleotides long. RefSeq names its product FK506 binding protein 7 (gene FKBP7). The record is from RefSeq and is a predicted model, not a curated record. Gene Ontology annotation, molecular function: peptidyl-prolyl cis-trans isomerase activity; calcium ion binding. The transcript is spliced from 3 exons. The annotation marks the transcript as partial. Lineage: Eukaryota; Metazoa; Chordata; Aves; Passeriformes; Muscicapidae.